Ixodes scapularis (black-legged tick) is the source of this 1239-nucleotide messenger RNA. Its product is annotated as glycine receptor subunit alpha-3-like. Bases 1 to 1239 code for a protein of 412 amino acids. Lineage: Eukaryota; Metazoa; Arthropoda; Arachnida; Ixodida; Ixodidae. The record is from RefSeq and is a predicted model, not a curated record. Gene Ontology annotation, biological process: chemical synaptic transmission; regulation of membrane potential; chloride transmembrane transport. Gene Ontology annotation, cellular component: synapse; neuron projection; membrane. The transcript is spliced from 8 exons. Gene Ontology annotation, molecular function: extracellular ligand-gated monoatomic ion channel activity; transmembrane signaling receptor activity; chloride channel activity.
AUGGAUUGCAGCUACGGACGAAUCUGCUCCUUCGUACCCUUUAUUUGCUUACAAUUUGUUAUCGUCAGGUUCACAGCAAAUGGGCAGAAAGUACCUGCGAGUGAACUCAACACCAGAAAUUUUCGCCAGCUUCCCCGUGCGGACGACAUCUUUGAGCACUACGACAAGAGAGCAUGGCCCACCUACGGAACAGGCAAACCUACGGACGUCGUUGUCAAUAUGCACAUCAACACCCUCGGCCCUUUAAAUGCGAAUGAUUUGGACUACGACAUGGACAUGUACCUGAGGCUAGCCUGGAAAGAUCCUAGGUUGAGCAUGCGCAGAUUUGGAAUAAACCGCACCCUCACCUUGAAUGGUCAGCACCUUCUCUCGCGGAUGUGGAAACCUGACCUGUUCUUCGUGAACGCCAAGGAAGUGAGAACGCACAGAGUCACGAUGCCGAAUGAACUGCUCCAGCUGUCGCCAGACGGAGACAUACUCAUCAGCAUAAGGUUGACGAUGAAACUCUCCUGUUUGAUGUUGUUUCACAACUUCCCCUUCGACAAGCAGAAAUGCUACGCUCUCGCACGUCCAUAUGCUCAUCCACUCAAUCAAAUCAUGCUUGUGUGGCGAGAAAAGGAACCCGUUUUUCUAGAGCUUCCAAUUGAGAUGCAAGAUUUUGACCUAAUGGCCAUGUCCUACGAUGACUAUACAGAGGAGAUUGAGACAGGCAACUUCUCCUGUCUGCGGCUCAGCUUUCUGCUGGACCGCCAGAAUGGGUUCCACAUGAUCCAGACGUACCUGCCUACGUACAUCGUGGUCAUGGUGUCCUGGAUCCCCUUCUGGAUCCGGCCGGACGUGAUACCUCCCAGGGCCAUCCUGGGCGUAAAGACGCUGCUCACCCUGGCCGGCAUCUACCUGGGCGCCAGCACGCACCUGCCCAACGUGGUCUACAGCAAGGCCAUCGACGUCUGGCUCGUCGCCUGCAUCCUUCUAAUCAUUGGAGCUCUCAUCGAGUUCGGCAUUGUCAACUACCUGUUCCUCAGCAAACUCACCAGGGCAGAAUACCUCCAAGCGAUCAGUGUGUUUCGGAGGCACAAAAUUCCGAAGGAUGCGAGCGGUCUGCCUGUCAACCAAAAGAGAGCGUGGGCAGUGGACCGUGCAUCACGCGCCAUGUUCCCGCUGCUCUUCGUGGGCUUCAACAUCGUCUACUGGGCCGUCUACCUGACCAGGCCCAUGUUGGACGUCGACAGGCUCUGA